This is a messenger RNA of Ostrea edulis (European flat oyster), 5934 nucleotides long. RefSeq lists its product as uncharacterized. Gene Ontology annotation, cellular component: cytoplasm. The transcript has 7 exons. Gene Ontology annotation, molecular function: protein binding. The record is from RefSeq and is a predicted model, not a curated record. NCBI's taxonomy places the organism in Eukaryota, Metazoa, Mollusca, Bivalvia, Ostreida, Ostreidae. The coding region runs from base 196 to 3894 and encodes 1232 amino acids.
CGUGGGACAGAUCGACUUGACACCGUACGGAACUACAUGUAUGUUUACGAUUAAUUUUACCCACUCAUGGAAAUAUCAGACAAGGAACCUGAAAUAUCUUUGUCGUGGAUCAGAACUUUAUAAAGAACACAGGAAACUGCUGUAAAUGUUUAUGAUAUUCAAUUGUCAAAGACGACACAAUCAGAUUAGAAGAUAAUGGCAAGUUCUUUAUAUGAAUCAACACCAGGGACAACGAAUGCUAACAGGGUUUACCGUGCUGUACUCGGGCCCUGUACAGACGGGCUGCGUGACACACUGUGUUACUAUGUCCCACCACUAAAAUUCCCUAAUGUCAUCAAACAAAACAAACUCAAUCUUCCACGACUGACGGCAGUUCAGCGUGACCUAAUAUUACCUCGUCAUGGAAAUUAUACAGGGUGCUAUGAUGAUGUGGACAUAUCUUUACUGUAUAUCUUGUUGAAGAAUAUAUCUGGCAUAUCUCCUCACUCCAAGGGCUGGGGCAAAGAUCCAGACCACCGUGACACGAGUCUCUCAGCCAACAUCGAGAGAAUUCGAUUGGUCCGGAAUCGUUGUGUUCACUCAUCAGAUCCAUCCAUGUCCAACACAGACUUUAACUCCAUCUGGUCCACCAUUAGAUCAGUUAUGGUAGAUCUGGAUGCCUUUCUUGUGAAUGGAAACAAAUAUGAAAAUAAGGUCGAUUUCCUACGUUAUGAGUCAAUGGACCCCGAGCGUGACCUACAAUAUGAAGAAGAACUGAGGAAGCAGGUGGAGGAAGAUACGAAGACGAGGGAAAUGGUAGUCAACCUUAAGAUUACCAGUCAGAUGUCUCUACAAAGAAAUUUAUUCUUCUGUGGCAAGAUUUAUGCAUCUCGGGUGUCAGGAGCACAGUUAUUUCAAACACUUAGAAUUUUUUAUAUUUGUAUGGCCUUCCUACUAGUCUUAUCUGAAGAAACUGCCGAGGAAACCAGGAGAUUAGAUGGGAGGAUAGAAGACACAUCAGAGAGAGUGGAGAAGUUGGAUGAUAAAAUGGAGAAACUAACAAAGUCUCCCAUUAUUCCACCAAAUGUGAGAGAGCAGUACGAUAUUGACAUUCAGAAAUGGAGGGAGGAAGACAUGCUUUACUAUGAAACCCACAGCUUCCUGUCAGUGAUGCAGAAAGUGCGAAACCAAACUUACGUAACGUUUGUUGGUGUACCGGGGUCUGGGAAGUCUGCGACAGCUCACCACAUCGCCCUCAAGCUCCAGGAGGAAGGUUACGAGGUUGUACCAGUUGACGAAAUCAGAGAGAUAAAGCAAUACUGUGACACAAAGAAUCCACAGGUUUUUGUUAUUGAUGAUGUGGUGGGUGUCUUUGGCCUGCAGAAAACUAAAUUAGAUAUGUUGAUUGAUUAUGGACAGAAAAUAACACAGCCUUGCAUGGUUAGGUCUAGAACUUUGAUGACAUGUAGAGAGGCUGUGUUUAAUGAGACACUACCUUACAAAUCAUUACUUACCAAAGAAGAGAAUGUGAUUAGGUUACACAGUUCUGAUAAUGCAUUAGAUGACAAAGACAAAAAGCAGAUUCUUAAGAAGUAUGGUUUAGAUGUAGAUCUGAUGUCGCCUGCAUUGCUGAAAUCAACAUCUCACAUGUUUCCUCUUCUCUGUAAAUUGUUUUCAAAGGAAACAAAAUUCCAAGCUCUUGGUUCAAAGUUUUUCCUGAGUCCAGUCCAAUGUAUCAUUCAUGAACUUGAUGAUAUGCAAAGGCAUAACAAACUGAAUUAUGCAACACUUGUUUUGUGUAUGUUAAAUGAAAACAGUCUCUCAAAUAACAUUCUAAAAGAUAAACAUUUCAUUGAUGUGAAAAUGAACGUCUUGGAAAAUUGUAGAUUAGAGCACUACACUGAUACUUUCAAGUUUAUGGAUGCUUUGUCAGCAAUGGAGGGGACAUACACAAAACAGUGUGGUGCAAAAUACACAUUUAUACAUGACACCAUGUUUGAAAUCUGUGCUUAUCAGUAUGGAAAACAGUUUCCUGACCAAAUGUUGCUGUAUAUGAAUAGUGAUUAUAUUGCUAAUUAUCUCAAACCAGAAGCAAGUGAACCAGGUAGUUUUAACAAAAUGAAGGGGAAACAGCGUGAUUCUCAAUCUAGAAAGGCGAGUGAGGGUAGCAAUGACAGUGAAGGACAAGAGAAUGAGAGCGAUGAUAAAAACGAUGAGAGAGAGGAAUCGUUUGAUCUGUGUAUAAGAUUAUGUGAGGAUCAGUACCCACUAUUAGCAGAGAGAUUCUACAGAGACAUACAGAACAUGGAGUUGUAUGAUGUUUUCAGGAAUCGGGUUUUAAAACACCCUCAGGUGUGCCAGGCCUUUAUUGAUGUGUUAGAGACAAAGUCAUACACAGAACUGAAAUCCUUAUUUCUGUUCAGUCAGGGAGAGGUAGAUAAGAUAGUGAGUAAACAGAAGUGUGUGGAGGAGGAGAGUGAGGAGAGGAGGGAGUGGGGUGAGUGGGUUAGACAGGGAUUGCUGGUGGAUCAGAGAAAUAAACUAGAUGAUAAAGGAAAAAUAUUAGAUUCUAAAUACACCAACAAUGUGAGAGUGAUCAGCUGGAUGAUUUACUAUGGACAUUAUCAGAUAAUAGAGUACAUAGUACAACAGACCAUGCAACACAAUGAAAUAAGUGAAUUAUUUAGGAUAACAGGAAAUUCUCCAAAUCAAUCUAAAUCUAGGAUAUUUAAAAAGAUUCAGAAUAUGACUCCUAAUAGAAAACAAAAGAAGGUAGAGAAGUAUAGAUUACUUGUGCUGAGUUGUUGUAGUGGUGAUGUACAGACAGUCAGACUUCUACUUCCUAUCUGUAAGAAAACAAUCAAUGGGAUAGGUCAGAUCAGUGAAGAUAUUCAUUGGUAUACUUAUUCACCUCUUCCUCUUACAUGUGCUGUAGGUACUGUAAGUAUAGUGAAGGAGCUGGUGAAGUCGGGGGCUGGUGUGAAUCUACAGGAUAAAUGGGGAAAUACACCACUGAUGAUUGCAUGUGAUAGAGGACAUGCGAGUGUGGUGGAGGAGCUGGUGAAGGCGGGGGCUGAUGUCAAUCUACAUGAUAUGUGGGGGGAGAAUAUACCACUGAUGUUUGCAUGUGAUGGAGGACACGUGAGGGUAGUGGAGGAGCUGGUGAAGGCGGGAGCUGAUGUCAAUAUACAGGAUGCUGACGGGAAUACACCACUUAUUGCUGCAAUAAGAGAGGGUUCUUUAUCAACAGUGAAAUGGCUAGUGGAAUAUGGAGUUGACUGGGUUACUCAGGUUGUUGAUAUCAAUGUAUCACUAAUAUAUAUAGCAUUAAUACGGAACAAACCAGAUAUAGUGAAAUUUCUCAUACAGGAACAAAAUAAAAUAAGUCCAGGUAAAUUGAAUGGAAAUGUACAUCUAUUUAACUGUCUGGUGGACAUCAGACAUGCUAGAGUUAAAACAGACAGUAAGGAUGAUGUAGUGGUGACAGACAGAUCAGUGUGGUGUAUGGGUAGAUUGGGACGUUUGUGGACGACAAUCAUUGCGGGAGACUGUGAUGUACUGAGUCAUCUGUUGUGUGUGGGUCUGGAUGUCAAUCAGUGGAUACAAUUGUAUGAUUACAGAGGCAAGUCUAAUGUGAGACCUCUGUUGUAUACACUGAUUGAUGAGGAGUAUGUUGUUAAUCAAGUGGAUAAGGUGAGAAUCAUGCUGGGGGCGGGGGCUGACGUCAAUGUCAGGGUGAGGCAUAAAGAGUAUGACUCUGUGUUAGACAGGGAGGGUAUGUCUGUCCUAGAGAGGACGAGGCAACUGGUGUGUAAGUACAGUGAUGGUAAAGGUGUAUGGGUAAGAAAUAAGGUACCAGGGUACAGGAAAAUUAUGUGUGAGGUAAACAAACAUGUCAGAAGAUACUCUGUAUAGUCCCUGAUAGAAUUAUAGAGAUAUGUUGUUACUGAGUACAAGACAUAAAGAAACAUAUCAGAAGACACUCUGUAUAGUCACUGAUAGAAUUGUAGAGAGAUGUUGUUACUGAUUACAAGACAUAAAGAAACAUGUCAGAAGACACUCUGUAUAGUCCCUGAUAGAAUUGUAGAGAGAUGUUGUUACUGAUUACAAGACAUAAAGAAACAUGUCAGAAGACACUCUGUAUACUCCCUGAUAGAAUUGUAGAGAAGUGUUGUUACUGUGUACAAGAGAUAAAAGAAACAUAUCAGAAGACACUCUGUAUAGUCCCUGAUAGAAUUGUAGAGAGAUGUUGUUACUAAUUACAAUAAAUAAAGAAACAUGUCAGAAGACACUCUGUAUAGUCCCUGAUAGAGUUGUAGAGAUGUGUUGUUACUGGGUACAAGAGAUAAAGAAACAUAUCAGAAGACACUCUGUAUAGUCCAUGAUAGAAUUGUAGAGAUGUGUUGUUACUGAGUACAAGAAUGUGAUGUGUAAGAUAAAGAAACAUGUCAGAAGACACUCUCUAUAGUCCCUGAUAGAAUUGUAGAGAGAUGUUGUUACUGAUUACAAGACAUAAAGAAACAUGUCAGAAGACACUCUGUAUCCUCCCUGAUAGAAUUGUAGAGAAGUGUUGUUACUGUGUACAAGAGAUAAAAGAAACAUAUCAGAAGACACUCUGUAUAGUCCCUGAUAGAAUUGUAGAGAGAUGUUGUUACUAAUUACAAUAAAUAAAGAAACAUGUCAGAAGACACUCUGUAUAGUCCCUGAUAGAGUUGUAGAGAAGUGUUGUUACUGAGUACAAGAAUGUGAUGUGUAAGAUAAAGAAACGUGUCAGAAGACACUCUCUAUAGUCCCUGAUAGAAUUGUAGAGAGAUGUUGUUACUGAUUACAAGACAUAAAGAAACAUGUCAGAAGACACUCUGUAUCCUCCCUGAUAGAAUUGUAGAGAAGUGUUGUUACUGUGUACAAGAGAUAAAAGAAACAUAUCAGAAGGCACUCUGUAUAGUCCCUGAUAGAAUUGUAGAGAGAUGUUGUUACUAAUUACAAUAAAUAAAGAAACAUGUCAGAAGACACUCUGUAUAGUCCCUGAUAGAAUUGUAGAGAUGUGUUGUUACUGAGUACAAGAAUGUGAUGUGUAAGAUAAAGAAACAUAUCAGAAGACACUCUGUAUAGUCCCUGAUAGAAUUGUAGAGAGAUGUUGUUACUAAUUACAAUAAAUAAAGAAACAUGUCAGAAGACACUCUGUAUAGUCCCUGAUAGAGUUGUAGAGAUGUGUUGUUACUGGUUACAAGAGAUAAAGAAACAUAUCAGAAGACACUCUGUAUAGUCCCUGAUAGAAUUGUAGAGAGAUGUUGUUACUAAUUACAAUAGAUAAAGAAACAUGUCAGAAGACACUCUGUAUAGUCCCUGAUAGAAUUGUAGAGAUGUGUUGUUACUGAGUACAAGAAUGUGAUGUGUAAGAUAAAGAAACAUGUCAGAUGACACUCUGUAUAGUCCCUGAUAGAAUUGUAGAGAUGUGUUGUUACUGAGUACAAGAAUGUGAUGUGUUAGAUAAAGAAACAUGUCAGAUGACACUCUGUAUAGUCCCUGAUAGAAUUGUAGAGAUGUGUUGUUACUGAGUACAAGAAUGUGAUGUGUAAGAUAAAGAAACAUGUCAGAAGACACUCUGUAUAGUCCCUGAUAGAAUUGUAGAGAUGUGUUGUUACUGAGUACAAGAAUGUGAUGUGUGAGAUAAAGAAACAUGUCAGAUGAAACUCUCUAUAGUCCCUGAUAGAAUUGUAGAGAUGUGUUGUUACUGAGUACAAGAAUGUGAUGUGUGAGAUAAAGAAACAUGUCAGAAGACACUCUCUAUAGUCCCUGAUAGAAUUGGAGAGAGAUGUUGUACAAGAUAGAGAUGUGUGAAUCUGUUUUUGUACUAUACAUGUUUAUUAUCCUUAAAAUCAGUAUCUAGUAAUUCUAGUACUUGGAUGAUUAAAAUAAAUAAUUAUAGACACUACAUGUGUAUUUGUUCAACAA